GUAAAACUGUUUGCUAACAUUUUUGUGGAGUUAUGUGAUUGGUCACAAUCCUAUUAUAUAAAUCUUGCGAUCACGAUUUGACCAUUGGAACUAAAUUGGUUGAGAUGAUGUUUUCUCUCAUCUUUGCCUUGUGCCUUUCAGGCUAUGCGCUGGGACAUGAAAUUUGGUUUUCCGAAACUUUUCCGGAUGAAUCUAUUGAGAAUUGGGUACAAUCAACAUAUAAUGCCGAUAAGCAAGGAGAAUUCAAAGUAGAAGCUGGUAAAUCUCCAGUUGACCCAAUUGAAGAUUUGGGUUUGAAAACAACACAAGACGCCAGGUUUUAUGGCAUUGCACGCAAGAUUUCUGAACCGUUCAGUAAUCGUGACAAGACAAUGGUUCUCCAAUUUACUGUCAAAUUCGACAAAACUGUCAGCUGCGGCGGUGCUUAUAUUAAACUUUUAGGUUCAGACAUUGAUCCCAAAACUUUCCAUGGCGAAACACCUUAUAAGAUUAUGUUUGGUCCUGAUAUUUGCGGUUUGGCUACAAAGAGGAUUCACGUCAUUUUUAACUACAACGGUCAAAAUCACCUGAUCAAAAAGGAUAUACCUUGCAAAGAUGAUCUAAAAACCCACCUUUACACUCUAAUUGUGAAUCCGAAUAACAAAUACGAGGUUUUAGUUGACAAUGUAAAGGUUGAAGAAGGAUCGUUAGAAGAUGACUGGGAAAUGCUCCCACCCAAAAAGAUUGACGAUCCGAAUGACAAAAAACCUGAUGACUGGGAAGACGAACAAUUUAUCGAUGAUCCGGAUGACAAGAAACCUGAUAACUGGGACCAGCCUAAAACAAUACCUGAUAUGGAUGCCAAGAAACCAGAUGACUGGGAUGAUGCUAUGGAUGGAGAGUGGGAGCGUCCCCAAAAAGAUAAUCCCGAAUUUAAGGGUGAAUGGUCCCCAAGGCGUAUAGAUAAUCCAAAAUACAAAGGGGAGUGGAAACCUGCGCAAAUUGACAAUCCAAAAUACAAACCCGAUCCUGAGUUGUAUGUCCAAAACGACAUUGGUUAUGUCGGCUUUGAUCUGUGGCAGGUUGACUCAGGAUCUAUCUUUGAUAACAUUUUGAUUACUGACAGUCCGGACUUCGCUAAGAAAGAAGGUGAGCGGCUGUGGCGAAAGCGAUAUGAUGCUGAGGUUGCUAAAGAUCAGUCAAGUGCAAAAGAUGAUGUGAAAGAGGAAACGGAAGAACCGAAGGAACCAGAAGAGCCUUCAGACGAUGUAAAAUCGUCGGACGAGUCAUCUGAUGACCACGAUGAACUGUAGGAUGGGACAGUGGGGGUGAGAACACUUUUCUGUUUUUUUUACUAGGACUCUAUUCUUCUAAAUUUGUAUAUUUGUCAUUUUUUCUGAUUGAUAUGAAUUGUUGUUACUCCAUCAUUGUACUGUCUUAAAAUACAGUGACGAUUUUUACUGGG
Molecule: messenger RNA, 1444 nt
Organism: Schistosoma turkestanicum
Lineage: Eukaryota; Metazoa; Platyhelminthes; Trematoda; Strigeidida; Schistosomatidae
Source: the annotation of a GenBank genome assembly